This is a messenger RNA of Mirounga angustirostris (Northern elephant seal), 453 nucleotides long. It is a transcript of the gene PRM3, whose product is annotated as protamine 3. Bases 1 to 402 code for a protein of 133 amino acids. Gene Ontology annotation, cellular component: cytoplasm. The record is from RefSeq and is a predicted model, not a curated record. Gene Ontology annotation, biological process: flagellated sperm motility. NCBI's taxonomy places the organism in Eukaryota, Metazoa, Chordata, Mammalia, Carnivora, Phocidae. The transcript has 3 exons.
AUGCCGCCGCCAAAGACGGAGAUGCCGCCGCCGAAGGAGACGGUGCUGUCGGAGGCGGAGAAGGAGAGCGUGUUACCGCCGCUACACCAUGUGGCCUUCCUGCCCAGUCUGGAGAGGCAGCCAGAGCGGGCAAUGGGUUCCCGUUGUGCCAAGCUCGGCACAGGCCACAGCCGGGGCCAUGAAUCCUCCAUGAAGAAGCUCGUGGCCUGCGUGAGUCAGGAUAACUUCUCCUUAUCGUCCGAGGGUGAGGAAGAGGAGGAGGGAGAGGAGGAGGAGGAGGAAGAAGAGCUCCCGGUGCAGGGGAAGCUGCUGUUGAUGGAGUCCGAGCGGCGGGAGGAGGAGAGCGCCGAAGAAGACCCUGUGGCCCAGCAGAACCCCGAGCCCAAGCAGACGCAUGCCUGACCCACGAUGGUGGCCCAGGAAGAGGGGCCUGCCACUGUUCCAGCGAGAAGA